UAGAGAAAAGUAAAUGACACCUUCCAGGAAAUAAAAAUUCCUUUAGCAAAAGGAGAGGAUUUGUUAUGGGAGAGGAGGGGUUGUCCCUUGGAGGAGCCCAAGUCCCACCUGGCAAAGGACAGGGCAAGGGGCCGGCAGAGAGGAGGAAAGAGGAAACAGGGACUGCUUGCUGUGCCCUGGCUCGCCGGCGGAGGCAGCGAGGCACCGGGCUGUCCGCUCUCCUUUUCUCUCCUUCCCUCUCCACACCCAGCUGCCCCAGGAGAGCGCAGUGACUUUCUGGCUAGCCUUAGAGGCCGCCUGCUCUGGUCAGACUCAUGGCGCCCCGGGCCCUGCUGCCCGUCCUGCUGCUCUGUGUGCUGCUGCUGCAGGCCCAGGGAGGGCCCCGCGACCGCAGGAGAGCGCAGAAUAACAAGGUCUGCCAGAAGAAGCCCAGUGUAUACCUUUGCAGGCACCAUUGUUCAUUUUUCCAAAAAUGUCCGGGUAAAGAUACAUGCUGUUCGACCUACUGCGGGAACGUUUGCAUGAGCCUCCUGUGAGAGGGUGGGUGGGAGGCCGGCCGGCUGCGCCUCCUUGCUCCUUCCCGCCCUCCGGCAGACACCAGGCCCCUCCACGGAAGCACGAGGACCACACACACCCUGGCCCAGGAAUGCCACCCUCCUCGCCGCCUGCGCUACUCGUCUCUGUCAAAUAAACCAGUGCAAACGCCCA
Choloepus didactylus (southern two-toed sloth) is the source of this 708-nucleotide messenger RNA. RefSeq names its product protein WFDC10B-like. Gene Ontology annotation, cellular component: extracellular region. The transcript has 2 exons. Bases 315 to 536 code for a protein of 73 amino acids. Gene Ontology annotation, molecular function: peptidase inhibitor activity. NCBI's taxonomy places the organism in Eukaryota, Metazoa, Chordata, Mammalia, Pilosa, Megalonychidae. The record is from RefSeq and is a predicted model, not a curated record.